AUGGCCCACCGGAUUUUGAUGAUGGCAGGCGAUGGGGUGGGAGAGGAACUGCUAGCAGCUGCCAGGCUUGUGCUGAAGGCAACCCGGGUUCCGCUGCAGAUCGAAUGCAUGGAUUAUGGGAAGACCUACGAGCGGCUCCACGGUCAUCCGGUGGGUGAGGAGCAUUUGUUGACGAUUGAGCGGGUGAAGACAGUGCUCAAGGGGCCGAUUGAGAUCGAUGCCAAGUCCCAACUGUUGGAGAUCCGUGGGCGGCGCUUCACUUCUGCCAAUCAAGCGCUGCGGAAAAUCUUUCAGCUCUAUGCGAACGUGCGACCGGCCAAGUACUUGGAAGGCUCCCCAGCCAAGUUUCCGGGCACAGACCUGGUGGUGAUCCGUGAGAACACCGAAGGCAUGUACACAGGCGAGGAGUCUUGGGAAACCGACGAUGCCGUGGUGGCGACGCGGCGGAUCACACGGCAGGGAACACGUCGAGUGGCCGAGUUCGCCUUCGAUUAUGCGGUGCGACAUGGGAGGAAGAAGGUGACGGUGGCUCACAAGUCGAACGUUUUGAGACUCUCAGACACCCUCUUCUUGAAGGUCUGUCGUGAGGUGGCCUGCAACUACCCUGAGAUCCACUACACGGAGCAGCUUUGUGAUUCGCUGCUGACGGGCAUGGUGAUGCGGCCAGCAGAAUGGGAUGUGAUCUUAUGCGAAAACCUCUUUGGCGACUUGGUCUCCGACCUCGCCGCCGGCCUCGUCGGUGGUCUGGGCCUGGCGCCCAGCGCUCUCUGCGGCGGAGGCGCCGUGGCCAUCUUCGAGCCGGCGCAUGGCAGCGCACCGGACAUUGCAGGCCAAGGUUUGGUGAAUCCCACCUCGAUCCUCCUCUCCGCCUCGUUGAUGCUGCGCCACCUCCGAGAAGCGUCCGCCGCCGACGCCCUGGAGCGAGCGCUGGCCCAGACGCUGCGCGAGCGCCGAAGCGUCACCUGUGACUUGGGAGGUGGGUGA
Messenger RNA from Durusdinium trenchii, 984 nucleotides. Lineage: Eukaryota; Dinophyceae; Suessiales; Symbiodiniaceae. The record is from the annotation of a GenBank genome assembly.